AGUUCUGCGAGGAGUUCAAGGAGAAGUGUCCCAUCUGCGUGCCCUGCGGGCUGAAGCUGGCAGAGAAGACGCAGACGGCCAUCGUCCGGCACUUCGGCCUGCAGAUCCUGGAGCAUGUGGUCAAGUUCCGCUGGAACAACAUGCCUCGCCUAGAAAAAGUUUAUCUAAAGAACAAUGUCAUGGGCCUCAUAUCCAGUGGAACUCAAAGUAUUCUAGAGGAGGAGAGUCACAUUAAGGAUGUUCUGUCUCGCAUUGUGGUGGAGAUGAUCAAGCGCGAGUGGCCUCAGCACUGGCCUGACAUGCUGAAGGAGCUGGAUACCCUCUCCAAGCAAGGGGAAACUCAGACAGAACUGGUGAUGUUCAUCCUCCUACGUUUGGCAGAGGAUGUGGUGACUUUUCAAACCCUGCCCACCCAGCGGCGACGAGAUAUCCAGCAAACCCUCACCCAGAACAUGGAGAAGAUCUUCAGCUUCCUACUAAGUACUCUGCAGCAGAAUGUCAACAAGUACAGGCGCAUGGUUGAAGCACCCCAGGAACAAGAAGCCCUCACCACUCCACAGAAGGCUGAUCUGGCUCAGGAGCCAAAGGCCCAGGCAAACUGCCGCGUGGGGAUAGCAGCACUCAACACCUUGGCUGGCUACAUUGACUGGGUGGCCCUGAGCCACAUCACAGCAGACAACUGCAAGCUCUUGGAGAUGUUAUGUCUGCUCCUGAAUGAACCUGAGCUCCAGAUAGGAGCAGCAGAGUGUCUCCUGAUUGCUAAAGGUAAGCUGGAGGAUCGGAAGCCUCUGAUGGUCUUGUUUGGAGACGUUGCCAUGCACUACAUUCUCUCUGCUGCCCAGACAGCAGAUGGAGAAGGCCUGGUGGAGAAGCACUAUGUGUUCUUGAAGAGACUUUGCCAAGUUCUGUGCGCGUUGGGCAGCCAGCUAUGUGCGUUGCUAGGCUCAGAUGCUGAUGUGGAGACGCCAACCAACUUUGGAAAAUACCUUGACUCGUUUUUAGCCUUCACAACCCAUCCCAGCCAGUUUCUGCGCUCUUCCACCCAGAUCACGUGGGGAGCCCUUUUUCGACAUGAAGUUCUGUCUCACGACCCCUUGUUGCUGGCCAUGAUUCCCAAGUAUCUUCGUGCAUCCAUGACCAACCUCGUGAAGGUGGGCUUUCCCUCCAAAACAGACAGCCCCAGCUGUGAAUACUCCCGCUUCGAUUUUGACAGCGAUGAGGACUUCAAUGCCUUCUUCAACUCUUUCCGAGCCCAGCAAGGAGAGGUGAUGAGGAUGGCUUGUCGUCUGGACCCUCGAACUGGCUUCCAGAUGGCUGGCGAAUGGCUCAAGUACCAACUCACGGCUCCUGUUGAUACCGGACCCAUGAACUCCAAGACAGGCGAAGGUCUCUGCUCCAUCUUCUCUCCAUCCUUUGUGCAGUGGGAUGCCAUGACAUUCUUCUCGGAGAGCGUCAUCAGCCAGAUGUUUCGAACCCUGGAUAAAGAU
Messenger RNA from Eurypyga helias (sunbittern), 1487 nucleotides. RefSeq names its product exportin-5-like. The transcript has 14 exons. The annotation marks the transcript as partial. Gene Ontology annotation, molecular function: RNA binding; nuclear export signal receptor activity. NCBI's taxonomy places the organism in Eukaryota, Metazoa, Chordata, Aves, Eurypygiformes, Eurypygidae. Gene Ontology annotation, cellular component: nucleus; cytoplasm; RNA nuclear export complex. Gene Ontology annotation, biological process: RNA export from nucleus; protein export from nucleus. The record is from RefSeq and is a predicted model, not a curated record.